UGAACCAGACAUUGUUGGAGAGAGCACGGUGCAUGCUCUCUAAUGCUGGACUAGAGAGAUGAUUAUGGGCAGAAGUAGUGAACAUGGCGUGCUUCCCGAUCAACUGUGGACCUCACACAUGUAUCGAGUUUAAGACUCCUUAUGAAGUGUGGUAUGGUAAGCUUGCUGAUUACUCUUCAUUGAUAGUUUUUGGGUUUCAUGUUUAUUAUCAUGUGGAUGAGGGUAAACUGAACCCAAGGGCAAAGAAUGGUGUAUUUGUGGGUUACGGAGAUGGAGUUAAGGGAUUUCGAGUUUGGUCACCUUCUGAGCAUCGAGUUAUACUCAGUAGAAAUGUGAUAUUUGAUGAGAAGUCUAUGUUUAACCCCAUGUUGAAGGUUACUGUUGUUGAAGGUAGCAGGAAUGUUGCUAAGCAGGUGGAGCUGCAAACUCUCAAUGAGAGUGAGCACCAAGGUGGAGAAGAUCAACAUGAGGGUGUUUCUACAAAGCCAGAAACUUCAAAGUACAGUGCAGGAGCUCAACAGUCUAUAGCUUCCGGUAGACCAAAGAGAGCGACUGCAAGAGUACCUCCAGAGAGGUAUGGUUUCGAGGACAUGAUGGCGUAUUCAUUUCAAGUUGCUGAAGAAGUGGAUGCAGGUGAGCCACAGUCCUAUAAAGAAGGCAUUUUAGGUGUGGAAGCUGAUCAUUGGCUUGCCGCAAUGAGAGAUGAGAUGGAAUCCCCUGACAGGAAUCAGACUUGGGAGCUAGUCAAACGACCACAGGGAAGGAAGAUUGUUAAAAACAAGUGGAUCUACAAGAAGAAGGAAGGAAUCACUUCUAAAGAGGGCAGGAAAUUUAAAUGCUCGGUUGGUUGCACGAGGUUUCUCGCAGAGGGAAGGAGUUGACUACAAUGAGAUUUUCUCACCAGUGGUCAGACAUACUUCGAUCAGAGUGCUACUAGCAAUAGUGGCACAUUAUGACUUGGAGCUCGAGCAGCUAGACGUGAAGACAGCUUUCCUACAUGGAGAGUUGGAGGAAGAAAUUUAUAUGACUCAA
This is a messenger RNA of Linum trigynum, 1032 nucleotides long. The record is from the annotation of a GenBank genome assembly. Lineage: Eukaryota; Viridiplantae; Streptophyta; Magnoliopsida; Malpighiales; Linaceae.